Molecule: messenger RNA, 896 nt
Organism: Lymnaea stagnalis (great pond snail)
Lineage: Eukaryota; Metazoa; Mollusca; Gastropoda; Lymnaeidae
Source: the annotation of a GenBank genome assembly
UGUCCGCUUGGAUUUUUUGGCAAAAAAUGUCAGUUUGUAUGUCAUUGCAAGGAUAAUCUUUGUCGUAGAGAUGGGGAAUGUACACAAGGGACCUCAUGCAAAGACGGUUGGUUCGCUUUGUCAUGUCAGUACAGUAAGUUUAUGUUAGACGUCAUUUCAGUACAGUAAGUUACUGUGUACUAUCAUAUAAGUGAAGUGAGACGUUGAUACAUAGCAUGGCUGUACAGUAAAUUGUCUAUAUAUUUUAAUGUCAUUGCAAGAACAAUCUUUGUCGUAGAGAUAGGGAGUGUACACAGGGGACCUCGUGUAAGGAUGGUUGGUUUGCACUGUCAUGCCAUUACAUUAAGUUGGGUAUUACCUAUUGUAUCAGCAAAAUAAGACAUUGAUACAUGCCACGCAGUAAACUAAAAUAUUGAUACAUUUCUUUUUUCAAACGGAAAUAUUUCUUUUGUAUAGAUUUCAAAAGAUCAUAAAUUAAUGCCCAAUAAUACGCUUACAUUCUAAACUUUCUAAAAUUGUCAUGAGCGUAAUAUGGAAUGAAUACUGUUUUCUUUGAAAAAAAAUAAAUUUGGAGAAUUUAACAUUUUCUUAGUUGACAUAUUUUUUUUUUUAAACUUAUUUUUCAAAUAAUUUACUCCCUAUACAAAUGUCAGUGCAAUUUUUUGUUAUGGUUUAACUGGAAUAAAGAUCACUAAGUAUAAAUUGCAUAAAGCAUUUUGUUUUUACAUAAAGUUGAACCAAUAAUGAUAUUUAUUCCGUAAGAUGACCUGGCCAAGGGCAGUAACUCCAGUGACCCACUACUGACCGAUAACGAUGACAGCACAUGCUUCAUUCCACCAAAGAACGUCAUACGUGCUAACCUGACAGAACCGUUUGUCUACACUUGGGUCCGGGUC